Caenorhabditis angaria is the source of this 1083-nucleotide messenger RNA. The record is from the annotation of a GenBank genome assembly. NCBI's taxonomy places the organism in Eukaryota, Metazoa, Nematoda, Chromadorea, Rhabditida, Rhabditidae.
AUGUACCGUAAUUUUCAUACGUUACUAAGACUGUUUUCAUUUCAGAAAACCAUUGAUCGCCAGCAAGAAGAAGCCUUAGCCCGGCACGAACGAGCCCACAGACGAAAUCUACUCCUCCUCCAAAACCAACAACGCCAGCAGCAGCAAGAUCGUCAAAUCAGACAGUUGCGACAUCUGCAGGACAGAAUAGAGGAUCAGGAGGACGACGAGGAAGCUCCAAGAAACAACCAAGCACCUCGACAAAGAAUGGGUGAACACGCUCAACAACCAGCUCAACCAUUUCUGGGAAGAACUAUCUUCUUGGAGACACCAAAAUUCACUGGCAAAGGAGCAUUCUCAUCAUUCGUUCGUAAGCUCAAUGAUUUUUUAAACGCGAAUCUGCUCGACGAGGAGCAGGGAAGAAGACUUCUUCCUUCUCUUCUAGACGGAAGAGCGAGAGACGCCUUCGAAAAUCUCAAUCCCGAAGUGCGUGAAGGCCCAUGGAAUGCUAUGAUGGAUCGCCUGUGCGACGAAAUUCACACAGAAGAUCGCCAACUCAUUGCUCGAACCGAAUUGGGUCUUAUCAAACAAGGAGGUCGAACAGUCGAGGAAUUUUUCAAACAAUGCAAAGAAUUGGGCAACCAAGCUUGGCCAGGCGAGGCUAAUCGUCAAAUCAAAGAAGCGAUGAUAACAUCCAGCUUCAUCAAUGGCCUCAAAGCUGAAAUCCGACUACAUGUCCAAAGAGCUCAACCAACAGGUGCUGAAGAUGCUUUCAAAGCUGCGAGACGAGAAGAGGCGAUUCGUUCGUUGGAAUCUCCGGAGAACGUUGCUGAAGCCAUUAACAACCUUUCGGCAAGAAUUGACAGCCUUGCAGCAAAGCAAGAGGAAGUCAACUUCACAAGCACCAACCAUUGGGGAAACGAUACUAGCGAUAAUCAAGGAAAUGGUGGUUACAACAACAACCGUCCCAACGAAAAUCGCAACAACAACGAUCGUUCAAAUGGUAACAAUUGGUCCAAUAGAUCGAAUAAUCGGUUCAAUGGGGACAACAAUCGACCCAAUGAUGAUUGGGACUAUGAUCGGAAUGGAAACGGUAACCAAUAA